Molecule: messenger RNA, 1362 nt
Organism: Zychaea mexicana
Lineage: Eukaryota; Fungi; Mucoromycota; Mucoromycetes; Mucorales; Lichtheimiaceae
Product: cytochrome P450
Exons: 6
Molecular function (GO): heme binding; iron ion binding; oxidoreductase activity, acting on paired donors, with incorporation or reduction of molecular oxygen
Source: RefSeq, a predicted model, not a curated record
GGACCUCUUGUACGUAUAAACAUGGGAGUCCAGCCGUGGGUUCUGAUAGGUAACUGUCAAGUUGCACAUGAGCUCCUCAACGUCCAAAGUGAUGCGACUUCCGGUAGGCCAUUUCAUCUUUUUAUGACUCGGUACAACUCGUUUGGCAGAGGCCCCGUGUUUACAGAUGCUGACAAGCAAUGGAAAAUGCACCGUGCUAGUGUGUAUUCAAUUGCUGGUAUGCAGGCGGUACACAGAUUACACAAGAUCGAAAAAGCAGCAGAUAAAAUCGUAGACCUACUCGUUAGAAUGACGGCAGGCCCAGAUAAAUCUAAUAGUUACAACGUAAACGUGACCGAGUAUAUGCACCUUUUUACAUUGAAUGCUAUAGCCGACCCUUUGCUGGGCAUGACUGCAAAAUCCUUGGAUGAUCCUCUGUGCGCAUCCGUUUUCGGAAUUUUCGACAGUUCGAUUAAAUGGAACGGCAUAUUUGACGAUAUCUAUAAUCUUCUGCCAGGGCUUACAAAAAUAAUCGACUUUUUCGUGGGUAACGAAAGGAGGAUGAAAAAGUUUAUUUCUCGUAAACGAAAUCCUAUAAUCCGUCAGUUGAUCCAGCAGGCUCUAGAGGACGACGCGCCGAAUGUUGUUAAAGAGCUGCACAGAGACAAAGAAAGGAACGGGUUUGACGACGAUGACAUCCUUGUCUUUCUAGUCAAUGUCCUGAGCGCCGCAAUUGAUACUACGGCGACCACCAUUUGCUGGACAUUCCUUAUUUUGUGUUGUCACCAAGAUCUACAAGGCCAGCUGUACAAGGAAAUCGAAACAUUUGUUGUCGAACAUAAAAGACUACCCACUUACAACGAUAGGACAAAGCUCCCACUAAUGAUUUCGGUACAAAAAGAAUGCAUGCGCUAUAGAGCAGCCAUGUAUAGUGCUAUCCCACACAAAGUCACGAAAGAUUUUGAGUAUGCAGGUUACUUUUUCCCGAAAGAUACAGUGCUGUUAGCAAACACGUACACAAUUAAUCGCGAUGAGAGUUAUUAUCAAGAUCCAGAAAAGUUUAUGCCGGAGCGGUACCUCAAUGAUCAAAGACUUCUAAUUGCUUCUGCUGACGUGAGUCCGGAAUAUAAACGUGACCAAUUUGUAUUUGGUUGGGAAGGUAUGAUAUUCAAAGGGUAUUGCUAUGGAUAUGCUUGUGCUGAUGCUGAGGUGUUUACCAUAUUGAUUCGGGUUUUGGCGGCAACGACGAUUGAACCGCCAUUGAAUGAUCAUGGAGAACAAGUAUAUCCGGAUCUUAACGCUGUUUUCGAUGCUGGAUUCGUUGCUGUACCUCUCACUCCACACGUUCGAUUCAUCGAACGACCUAACAAACUCGUUUCAUGA